This is a messenger RNA of Oryzias latipes (Japanese medaka), 912 nucleotides long. RefSeq names its product olfactory receptor 11A1-like. Lineage: Eukaryota; Metazoa; Chordata; Actinopteri; Beloniformes; Adrianichthyidae. The record is from RefSeq and is a predicted model, not a curated record. Gene Ontology annotation, molecular function: odorant binding; olfactory receptor activity; G protein-coupled receptor activity. Gene Ontology annotation, biological process: detection of chemical stimulus involved in sensory perception of smell; G protein-coupled receptor signaling pathway. Gene Ontology annotation, cellular component: membrane.
AUGGAUAACAGGUUGAACGUUACCCACAUUACUCUGAGUGGGUAUGUAGAAAUGAGCAAAUACAGAUAUCUUUAUUUUUUCAUAAUGUUUGCGGUAUAUAUUUUGAUAAUAUGUGGUAACUCUGCAAUUGUUUACAUAAUCUGCAGCCACAAAGACCUCCAUAAGCCCAUGUACGUUUUCAUUGCUGCUCUGUUACUGAACUGUUUAAUUUAUAGCACCACUGUUUAUCCAAAACUUUUGAUAGACUUCCUGUCUGAAGAGCAAAUCAUUUCCUAUUCUGCCUGCCUCCUUCAGUUUUUCAUGUUUUACUCUGUCAGUGGUUCAGAGUUUUUACUGCUUGCAGCCAUGGCCUAUGACAGAUAUGUGUCUAUAUGUAAACCUCUCAGAUAUGCGGCUAUCAUGACCAAAAGAAUUGUGACAGCUUUGCUGAUUUUAGCAUGGACUGUACCUCCUUUUCAUAUGUCAGUUUUGACUAUUCUAAACGCUGAAGCUAAAAUCUGCAAAUUUGAUCUAAAUGGAAUAUUCUGUAACAACACAAUGUACAAAAUUUACUGCUUGAGCUCAAGAUCAGUGACUGUGAUUGGCAUAGUGGCUUUAGUAGAUCUUGUAAUUCUUCCUAUGCUUUUCACAGUUUUUACAUAUGCAAAGAUAUUUAUAAUUUCCUAUCAAAGUUGUAAAGAGUUCAGGAGAAAGGCUGCUGAGACCUGUUUCCCUCACCUGCUGGUUUUAUUCAGUUUCUCCUGCUUGGUUUUGUAUGAUGUCAUUAUAGCUCGAGUGGAUUCAGAUAUUCCCAAAAUUGCACGAUUAAUUAUGACAUUGCAAAUAAUUCUUUAUCAUCCUUUAUUCAACCCAUUUAUUUACGGGCUCAAGAUGAAAGGAAUUUCUAAACACUUAAAAAGGUAUCUACGUUGA